UUCUUUAAUCUCUAUAAAAUAAAAUAAAAUGAAAAAGAUUAUAAAAUCCACUAAACCAAUCCUCAUUCUUCCACUAUUAUUGACAAAAAGGACUCCUUUUUAAAUUCAACCCUCCCACCAUCUCUCUUUCCCUUCAUCUCAGAGAAAAAAACAACUCUCUCUCUCUGUCUGUCACUAACAAGAACGCACGACUCACAAGGCAAAAAUGAUAAGCGGCUGGAGAAGAGCCUUUUGCACUUCCAUACCCAAAGAGAGACACGACGAAGACGACAGCAACUGUGUUCUUGAUUCACCGGAGGACCAACGUUUCCGACACAAACCCUCUUCCAAGUUCGGUUUUUUCUCAACUCCAUCCACCCCUCGUUCUGUUUCCGGCACCUACAGCCUCCGUUGCCGGACUUCUGCAGCCACCGCCGUCGCCACCGCCACACCUUCUGCGUCUCUUCCCUCAACUCCAAAACUAACGUGCAGAACAACCACCGCCGAAUCAACUCCAGCCACAACUCCGACGAGAAACAGUAGCCUCGUUUCUUCUCCGGCGAGCUUCUCCCUCCUCAAAUCAAAACUCCGAUUCAACAAGGCGAAGAGUAGCAACCAAUGUGGAAUCUGCUCACAGAGCGUGAAACCAGGUCAAGGCACGGCGAUUUUCACGGCGGAGUGCUCACACACGUUUCAUUUCCCCUGCGUGACGUCACGUGCCGCAGCGGAUCAUAACCGGCUCGUCACGUGUCCGGUUUGCGGAUCUUCGCUGUUGCCUGAAACUCGAAAUUACGGUAAACCGGGUUCUCAAACCGGACAAGAGACCAGCCGGUUAAAAGUUUACAACGACGACGAGCCUUUAAUCUCAUCUCCUAUGUCUCCCGCUGGUUUCCACACGAUACUCGAAUCCGACGAAAACGAAGACGGCGAGUUCACUGGAUUCUCCGUUAAUACGCCGUCACCUUUAACGGCGAAGCUAUUAACGGAUGAUUCUUUAAGAAACGUGGAGGUUAAGCUCUCGCCGGAAUCUGCGAUCGUUGCGGCGGUGAAAGGUUACGAGACUUACUCCGUCGUUAUGAAGGUGAAAUCUCCGCCCCUUACGACGGCGCGUAGGUUACCGGUGGAUUUGGUUAUCGUUUUAGACGUGGCCGGGAGGUUAGAAUCGCUGAAGCGAACGAUGAAGCUCCUGAUUUCGAAUCUUAAGGAGACGGAUCGUUUAUCCAUCGUCGCGUUUUCGUCGAGCUCGAAACGGUUGUUGCCGUUACGGAGGAUGACGGCGAACGGGAGGAGAUCAGCAAGAAGAAUCGUGGAUAUCAUCUCCGUCUCCGGCGCCGGAGUCGCUUGUAACGGCGGAGGAAUAACCGCGAACGACGCGUUGAAGAAGGCGGUGAAGGUGUUGGAGGAUCGCCGGCAGAAAAACCCUUUCGCCACCGUCUUCGUUUUAACGGACCGUCAGGCCCAUCAGGCCCAAUUAGCGUAUUCUAAAAUUCCCGUCGUGUGGCUCGGCGCGUGGGAUCACGCGGUUUCAGAGGACGCCUUUGCGAGAAGUAUCAACGGUUAUUUGAGUUUGUCUGUUCAGGAUCUCGGUUUAAGCCUCGGGUUGGUGUCUGGGUCGGGUCAGGGAGAGAUUACUGCCGUCUACUCUCUUUCGGGUCGACCCGCCUGGCUUGGAACCGGUUCGGUCCGGUUAGGUGAUAUGUACGCUGGAGAAGAGAGAGCGUUGCUCGUGGAAAUCAAAGCGCCGGUUAGCUCUUCCACUACGAGUAGGUCCCACAGAAUCCUGACCGUUCGAUCUCGUUACGUGGACCCCACAACUCAAGAAAUAAGAAACCCGGAAGAUCGGGCGCUUCUGAUUCCUUAUCCUGUAACCGUACGAUCAUCAUCCAAUCCGAACAUCGGAAGGCUCAGAAACCUCCACGUCAGCACUCGAGCCGUUGCGGAGUCUCGGCGGCUCAUAGAGCGCAACAAUUACUCUGGAGCUGAAAGAUUGCUGACGUCGGCUCGAGCCUUGCUGGUGCAGUACGGCUUGAGCUCGAGUGAUACGUGCUUACGUGGCUUAGACGCUGAGCUUGCGGAUCUUAACGGUGUGAGAGGAAGACAGUUGACGUCAUCAUUGGAGAGUUUGGAGCCGCUUACUCCAACGUCGGCUUGGAAAGCGGCGGAGAGAUUGGCGAAAGUGGCGAAGAUGAGGAAACAUAUGAACAGAGUCAGUGACUUGCAUGGGUUCGAAAACGCUAGAUUUUAGUUUUACUUUAUUUUCCUGUUUUAUAUAAUGUUUCCUUAAUCAUGCUUUAGAACUUGUGUGAUGAUCUGAUACGAAACAAACAGAAUGGUGCAUAAUGAACAUAUAUACAAUCAA
This is a messenger RNA of Brassica rapa (field mustard), 2338 nucleotides long. RefSeq names its product E3 ubiquitin-protein ligase WAVH1. The record is from RefSeq and is a predicted model, not a curated record. NCBI's taxonomy places the organism in Eukaryota, Viridiplantae, Streptophyta, Magnoliopsida, Brassicales, Brassicaceae.